Syzygium oleosum is the source of this 4200-nucleotide messenger RNA. RefSeq lists its product as uncharacterized. Lineage: Eukaryota; Viridiplantae; Streptophyta; Magnoliopsida; Myrtales; Myrtaceae. Bases 250 to 3789 code for a protein of 1179 amino acids. Gene Ontology annotation, molecular function: protein serine/threonine kinase activity; ATP binding; protein tyrosine kinase activity. Gene Ontology annotation, biological process: peptidyl-serine phosphorylation; peptidyl-threonine phosphorylation. Gene Ontology annotation, cellular component: cytoplasm. The record is from RefSeq and is a predicted model, not a curated record. The transcript is spliced from 9 exons.
UGCAUCAUUUUUGCUAUUCGCAAAGUGGUGCUGCUGCUGCUGUUGUUUGUAUAGUAGAUGGAGCCAAUCUCUGUGCGAUUUCCGACGACGGCGAUGGAUUCCGCAUCCGAGGAGGCGCCUCGUUCGGUUCGCCCGUCCGGCUCUCGCCGAUCUGACUUGUGAGGGGAGCAAGUCAGCAUCUUUUGAGCCAAAGACGAACUUCUUGACUUAGUCAAGGAGGAUCUGCCUGUGGGGAUAAAGUGCAUUAGGAUGGCUGAUGGCAGCUCGGUUGACGUAAUUCUAGAUUUUCUCCGAAGAAAUAAAUUCACCCGAGCAGAGGCGGCUCUGCGUAGUGAGCUCACCAAUCGCUCUGAUUUGAAUGGGUUCCUUCAGAACCUCGCACUCGAGGAGAAGGACACAGGCAAGUUUCCGCGUAGACAAAAUGGCGAGAAACCAGCUGUCAUGAAUCAGGGCCCUAAUUCUCGAGACGGCGGUGAAGCUUCUGAAGAACUCAUUGUGAAAGAAAUAGAGUAUGGCACCACCAGAAAUGGUCCAGACAGCAGAUCUAAGAGUACCUUGGUCGAACAUAGCAAACAUGUUGAGAUGUCGAGUAACACCGACAGGAGCUUUACUUUCCCUAAAGGUUCAGAAAAGAAUUCGGGUGAUUUGCAGCCAUGGAAAUUCAAUUCUAGCAAUGGCCCUUCAGAUCUUUAUGAAAAUGAUGUUUGCAGUAGUUCUCAAACCACGUCUGAUCUGAAGGUCCCCGAACAGCCGAGAUAUUGCAAUAGCGAGGCUCCUUAUUCUGGCAAAGCUACUGUCUUUACUAGAGAAGAUGUUAAAUUUGCUGGUGAAAAGAAUGCAUGGGUUGUCAGUUCUAGCAAAAACCAUUCUGAACCUCUUGGUGAACCUAGGGAAGUCGGCAAACAAGCAAAAGUUGGCAAUGCCUACUCCAAGGACGGUUCCGAUGAUAAUCCAUGGUCUAGAAAGGAGGAGCUUGCAUCUAUAUCAGCAGACCCAUGGAAAGACUGUUCAAUUAAAACAGUUUUUCCGUUCAUGAAAGGGGAGACUUCAAACAAUUACGACGUUAUCAUUCCUCAUGACAAAAAGGAAGGAAAGAAUAAAGCAGAGAUGGGGAGUGAUGUUCGGGUAGCUAUUAAGGAACAGGUAGAUGAGGUUGGCAGAGCUUUGUACUUUGGAAAGACACAAGGGGGUUUUGAUCAGAAGAAUAUUAGCAGCUUAGGUUUUCCAUUUCCAUCUGAGAACCCAAAGGAAGAACUGCCUAGGUUGCCCCCGGUCAAACUCAAGUCAGAGGAAAAGUCCAUUUCCAACAAUUGGGAAGAGAAGUAUGAUCGCGAUGGAAUGGGCGCGAAGCUUGCGAGCAUUGACACUGCGUUCCUCAUAGGGUCAUAUCUUGAUGUUCCAGUAGGACAAGAAAUUAAUUCUUCAGGUGGGAAAAGGCUUGGUGGUGGCAAUUGGCUAUCUGUAAGUCAUGGCAUCGCAGAGGAUACAUCCGAUCUGGUUUCAGGUUUUGCAACUAUUGGAGAUGGGUUGAGUGAGUCUAUUGACUAUCCCAACGAGUAUUGGGAUUCUGACGAGUAUGACGACGACGACGAUGUUGGAUAUAUGAGGCAGCCUAUUGAGGAUGAGGCCUGGUUUCUGGCCCAUGAAAUAGACUAUCCUAGUGAUAAUGAGAAGGGAACUGGCCAUGGGAGUGUUCCUGACCCACAGGAAGGAGGUCAAAUUAAAGAUGAGGACGAUGACCAAUCUUUUGCCGAGGAGGAUUCUUACUUCUCCGGGGAGCGAUUUCUUCAAUCAAAAAACGUGGAACCAGUUAGUGCUUCAGAUGAUCCGUUGGGGCUGUCAGUGAGAGAAGUUUAUGGCCGGGUGGAGGAGAAUGAUUUAAUCGCACAAUAUGAUGGACAGCUGAUGGAUGAGGAAGAACUGAAUUUCAUGCGUGUGGAACCUGUGUGGCAAGGUUUUGUCGCACAAACAGAUGAACUCAUCAUGUUAGGGGAUGAGAAGGUUCUGAAUGAUUGUGGAAGGCCGCAACUGGAUAAUAUAUGUCUUGAUGAUGAUCAACACGGUUCUGUAAGAUCAAUUGGUGUGGGCAUCAACAGCGAUGCUGCUGAUUUCGGUAGUGAAGUUCGGGAAAGUUUAGUCGGGGGCAGCAGUGAAGGAGAUUUAGAGUACCUCCCUGAUCAUGAUGUUGGAUCUGCGUCCCUACACUAUAAAAAUGAAGCAGAUAAAAAUUACCGUAAUAGGUUGAACAGGGAACAAAGGAGAAAGUAUAAGCUUGACCCCAACCAAUAUAUUAUUGGGAAUGACAAAAGCAUACAAACAGAAGUGAAGGGUCAAUUAGAUGCGGGGUUUUCGUUUCCUCCUCCAUUGAGGGAUGAGCAGUUGCUUCAUGCAGGCUCUAGCAAAUCCUUAUGGUCAGAGAACUCCAAUGCUGUUGGGAAUGAUGUAGCCGAGCAGAGAUUGAAUGCUUCUGUGGGAGCUGAUGACAUGCUAGCCACAUGGAAAAGGAAAGGCAGCGACUCUUCCACUGUUAAAAGUUCAAGAGAUGAAGAUAAUGCGAAUGCUAUAAGAUCAGCGAAUUCUUCUCCAUCCUCGCUAUCAAAUUAUGGUUAUGCUGAAAGAGACUGCAUCAAGAAAGAAGAGGAUGAAAAACCAGGUGCGAGAGAGGAUGACCCAGUGGCAUCCCUGGAGGAUGAGGAAGCCGCUGCGGUGCAGGAGCAAGUAAGGCAAAUCAAGGCUCAGGAAGAGGAAUUUGAGACUUUUAAUCUCAAAAUUGUCCACAGGAAAAACAGAACCGGCUUUGAGGAGGACAAGAACUUUCAUGUUGUUCUAAAUUCAGUCAUUGCUGGGCGGUAUCAUGUCACUGAAUAUCUUGGCUCUGCUGCAUUUAGUAAGGCCAUACAAGCUCACGAUCUGCAUACAGGCAUGGAUGUAUGUGUUAAAAUUAUAAAAAACAACAAAGACUUCUUUGAUCAGAGCCUGGAUGAGAUAAAGCUUCUCAAGUAUGUCAACAAGCAUGAUCCUGGCGACAAGUACCACAUUCUCCGUUUGUAUGAUUAUUUUUAUUACCGAGAGCAUCUGUUGAUAGUAUGUGAACUACUUAAAGCAAACUUAUAUGAGUUUCACAAAUUCAAUAGAGAGUCUGGAGGGGAAGUUUACUUCACUAUGCCUAGAUUGCAGUCAAUAACUAUUCAGUGUUUGGAAGCACUUCAAUUCUUGCAUGGCCUCGGCCUCAUCCACUGUGAUCUCAAGCCUGAGAAUAUAUUGGUAAAAAGCUACAGUAGAUGUGAAGUGAAGGUCAUUGAUCUCGGGAGUAGUUGUUUUGAAACAGAUCACUUAUGCUCCUAUGUUCAGUCCCGAUCUUAUCGGGCUCCAGAAGUUAUUCUGGGUCUGCCAUAUGAUAAGAAGAUCGACGUAUGGUCACUUGGCUGCAUAUUGGCAGAACUUUGCACUGGAAAUGUUCUCUUCCAAAAUGAUUCACCCGCAACACUGCUUGCACGUGUCAUCGGAAUUAUUGGCCCCAUCGAUCAAGACAUGCUAGCAAAAGGCAGAGACACAUACAAAUACUUUACAAAAAAUCAUAUGCUGUAUGAGCGGAAUCAGGAUACCAACAGACUGGAAUAUCUGAUACCAAAGAAGACCUCUUUAAGGCACCGAUUACCUAUGGGGGACCAAGGAUUUACUGACUUUGUUGCGCAUCUACUUGAGGUAAAUCCAAAGAAACGCCCUACCGCUGCUGACGCUUUGAAGCACCCGUGGCUGUCAUAUCCAUAUGAACCGAUAUCCUCUUGAGCAAUUUGAAUUCUCACUGUCGAGAUUACUAGAGCUUUCGUGGAAACAUUUCCGAAGUUUCUCAUGAUAAGAAGGAAGUGGCAAGAUUGAGGAUCUCGCCAUCUGAGGGGGUUUCCCAAGAGGUUGAAGCCCUUCUCGAAUGCUGUCCAUCAGCCGUGCCUGAUUUUGUUCAAGUUCUCUUCCCAAGCAAGCUAUAUCGAAGAUUUUUGAAGCGAAAGUGUAAUUCCGCACGAAAUGUAUUAUUAGGUUCUUUUUCUGGCCACUUUCUUUUUUUUUUUCAGACUGGUGGGAAGAGGAACCGUGAAUCUGUUGUACAUGAUGUGUGAUAAUUCUUUUCAAGUUAUGUAGUAGUAGCUUGUGAAAUAUUUGUUAGUCAAUUUUGGUUGGUUUAAUGGUUUAUUUGGGUGGUAA